GGAUCAUGCUGCAUCCUUGUCAGAGGGAAGGGAAUGGGUUACAUUUUUGACAACAACACUGCAGCUAUAAAAGGAGCGAGGCGACAGGUCCAACUCACAUCCUCUUCCAGGGCAGCUGAGAACAGAGUUGUCUUUCUCGCUGUCGGGAAAAUGUUGGCAGUCCUGGUUUUCAUCGUGACGCUGCAUCACGCACACGCCGCCUGCGUUUUGGUGAACAUUUGCCCAGGAACCGCAGCUGUGCAGGCUGAGAUCGUUGACGUGCAUAAUGCCUACAGGAGAGCAGUUGAGCCAACUGCUGCCGACAUGUUGCUGAUGAGUUACAAUGAGGAGUUAGCCGUCACCGCUCAGGCCUGGGUUGACAAAUGUGAUCUGAAACACGGACCCCCCAGCUCCCGCCUGCUCGAUGGAUAUGAAUUAGGUGAGAAUCUGUUCUAUUCGUCCUCGCCGUAUCCAUGGACGACCGUUGUCCGUGCCUGGCAUGAUGAGGUGACCCAAUACCUUUACCCCAAUGGAUCCACCAACGGGCAGCCUAUCGGCCACUACACGCAGGUGGUGUGGAACAGCUCGUACAGAGUCGGCUGUGGAGUAGCACUGUGCCCUAACAACAUCUACUUCUACGCCUGCCAUUAUUACCGAGCUGGGAACUAUAAGAGGUGGCCACCCUACAAGGUUGGAGCUCCCUGUGCUUCCUGUCCCGACGACUGCGUGGACGGUCUCUGCACCAACCCUUGUCCUUACAUAAACAGCUUCAUCAACUGCCAAACCUUGAAAACCAUCUUUGGAUGCACAAACUCCCUGGUGUCGUCCUGGUGCCCUGCCUCGUGUAAAUGCACCACUGAGAUCAUUCCAGUCUAUUAGCACUUCGUCUGAGUGCUGUUAACAUGUGCACAUCUCUAUUUGUGCAGGAUGUCAUGGAAGCUUCCCAGCACAAUCAAUAAAGUUCUGGCGUUGGUCCAUGUUGGCGGGUGUUCUGGGUGGCUUUCUUAUAUACUCCUCUGUUGAUUGUCAUUGACGGUGUUCAUCUUAGUCGUACGUCCAGAAUCAUUGACUUCAUUCAACUUCCUGAUGACACCUUUUUUCAACUGCAAUGAUGUAGGGAAAUAUUAUUGACAUGAUUCAAAUUAAAUUGUAGUUUUAUGAAUGAAGCCAUAAUGCAAGAAAAACACAUGCAGUUUCUUGUGACUACUUUUC
This is a messenger RNA of Cololabis saira (Pacific saury), 1191 nucleotides long. Its product is annotated as cysteine-rich venom protein latisemin. The record is from RefSeq and is a predicted model, not a curated record. Gene Ontology annotation, cellular component: extracellular region. The coding region runs from base 34 to 858 and encodes 274 amino acids. The transcript is spliced from 8 exons. NCBI's taxonomy places the organism in Eukaryota, Metazoa, Chordata, Actinopteri, Beloniformes, Belonidae.